Molecule: messenger RNA, 495 nt
Organism: Lathyrus sativus (Indian pea)
Lineage: Eukaryota; Viridiplantae; Streptophyta; Magnoliopsida; Fabales; Fabaceae
Source: the annotation of a GenBank genome assembly
AUGUCACAAGGAAGCCUUCUCCUUCAAAAACAACUCAAAGAUCUUUGUAAAGCUCCUUUAGAUGGCUUCUCAGCAGGUUUGGUUGAUGAAAACAAUGUGUUUGAAUGGAAUGUCACCAUCAUUGGUCCACCUGAUUCUCUCUAUGAUGGAGGUUUUUUCAAUGCAAUCAUGAGUUUUCCUCCUGAUUAUCCUCAGAAUCCACCAAGAAUGAAGUUUACUUCAGAGAUUUGGCAUCCUAAUGUUUAUUCUGAUGGAACUGUCUGCAUUUCAAUUCUUCACCCUCCUGGUGAUGAUCCAGCUGGUUAUGAAGAUUCGGGCGAGCGCUGGUUGCCUGUUCAUACGGUUGAAAGCAUAGUUCUGAGCAUUAUAUCAAUGCUUUCAAGCCCUAAUAUCGAGUCUCCUGCAAACAUAGACGCUGCGAUAGAUUGGAGAGAUAAUAGAAGUGAAUUCAAAAAGAAAGUGGCUCGCUGUGUAAGGAAGUCUCAAGAAAUGUAA